UUUUAUUUUUUUAAAUUUUUUUUUCAAGCCGUCCAAAAAAAAAAUUGAUAUGUAGAGCUACCAAACAAAAAAAAAUUAUUGACGACGGGAUUUUUUUUUUCUUUAAUAAACUAUCUACUUCAAUUAUAACGUAGAUCGCUUUUCACGACGUUUUUUAAAAUCAAUUGGCACUGUCAUUCUUUUUUAUUAUUUUCCUAUUAUACCUGUAUAAUACUUCUCAAUACCUACUUGUUCAUCCAAAACUUUCUACACUUCCCCCUCCAGGAUUCAAAGCUGUGCGUCGGAUCUCGUGGGUCGUUUUGUGUGUACAAGUAAAAGAGAGGGUAUUAUUCAUUGACUUUACCAACUCGCGACACAAACCUACUACAUCUAUUUGACCCUACCUUCCCCAAUUGGCCCAUAAUGCCGGAGGCACCCGAGUCUACUGCUCAGCAGUCCGGCCAGGAAGCCAAGACCCUAAAUGGACAAAUCGAACAGACUGAACAGACUGAACAGACUGAGGUUUCUAAAACUGGGUCCAAUGAGCAAGCUGCCGAGCAAGCUGCUGAAGAAGAAGAUGCUGGUGAAGUUGAAGAUGCCUUGUAUCCUCUAACUAUUCAUCUUCCUCAUGAGCCAACAAAGAUUCAUGUUAUGGUCUCGCCCCAAGAACAGGUCCACGAGUUGCGUCAGUCUGUAAUCGAGAUACCUGCCGCAUUUCAAUACUCCUGCUUCCACCUCGAGCAUGCCGGUGAACGUAUCAAUGACUUUGUCCAAAUCUCUGACGUAAAGGGACUUGGCCCAGAAGCCGAGAUACGCUUGGUAGAAGACCCCUAUACCGAAAAGGAGGCUAGAAUACAUGUCAUCCGAAUUCGUGACUUGGUGGGCGCCGCAGGAGAUCGGACUGAUACUCUGCAAGGGGUCUUGCCUGGAAUAUCCCUUUUCGACUCUGUCACGGCGAGUGCGAAUGAUGCCGACAAUGUCCAAGCUAGCGCCUAUGAGUUUGAUGCUCCUGCAAAGCCAUCAACCCUCAUCCCCAAGGAGGAAGAGCCUGCCCCUAAGACCGUUAAAUCCAUUGCUCUAUCGCCAUGGAACCCCCCUCCCUACCACCUCAGACAGAAGGGCCACCUUCUAUACUUACUCAUCACCACGAAUGAGGGAGAGCAGUACCAGGUCACCUCUCAUGUUGGGGGCUUCUAUGUGAACAAGUCAUCAAAUAGCAAAUUUGACCCACUGCCGAGAGCUGCCCCCAAGGGUCACUCCGCGCACUCUUUACUGACUCUUCUAGGUCAAAUCUCGGCCUCGUUCUCUGCAUCCUUUGAUCAGUUAUUGCAGUAUAACAACCAAAAGGAUCCCCUUGCGACAUUCCAGAUGACCAACGCCAUCCCUGCAGCACCAUGGUUGGUUCCUUCGCAGUCUUCCCCGCUAUGUGCCCAUACCUCGGACAUCACGAGAACUCAGGAGGGCUAUCUGAUAGCAGGUGUCGAUAACACCGACACUUUGCGAGACUGGAACGAGGAAUUUCAAUCAGCACGGGAGUUGCCUAAGGAAACCGUCCAAGACCGCGUUUUCCGGGAGCGAUUCAUUUCGAAGCUCUUCGCUGACUACUCUGAUGCUGCUGCUAGGGGGGCCAUUUUAGUUGCCCGCGGGGAAGUCACUCCACUCAACCCCACAGAAGGCCGCGAUGCACAGAUCUUCGUCUAUAACAACGUCUUUUUCUCAUUCGGGGCUGAUGGUGUUGGAACUUUCACCUCGGAGGGUGGCGAUGAUGCUGCUAGGGUAGCCACUGGAAAAGAUGUCAAUGGCGUACGUUUAGUCAACCAACUCGACAUCGACGGACUAUAUAGCCCGGCAACUGUGGUGGUCGACUACCUUGGAAAACGAAUUGUUGGCCAAACGGUUGUACCUGGCAUCUUCAAACAAAGGGAGCCUGGUGAGAAUUCGAUCGAGUACGGUGCAGUAGAAGGCAAGGAUGUCGUUGCAGCUGACGAACGCUUUGCCGCUACCUUUGAAAAACUGUCAAAGGCACUGAAGGUCAAGAAGCAUCCCGUAUGGGACAAGGAUGGCAAACGUUACGAUUUGGAAGCCAGUGUUGAGACCAAAGGAUUGAUGGGAACAGACGGCCGAAAAUACGUACUUGAUCUCUACCGGAUCACGCCCCUAGACAUUUUAUGGUUGGAAGAAAACAAAGUGACCGAGGGGGAGAAAAAUGAAGCCGACUACCCUCAUCGUAUGACAGUCCUACGACCUGAGCUGGUGGAGUUAAUUCGAAACCAGAAGUGGACUGAAUGGGUGAACAAGGAGCUUACACGCUUAAAGAAGCAAUCUGACGCCAAAUCUUUAGAGGAGAAGACUGACAAAAAGGAGGAAUCUUCAUCUUCUGAGGAGAAGACAACGGAGGAAAAUGCUACCAAGGAAGAGGCUACGGAGGAAGAGGCCACUGAGGAGAAGGCCACUGAGGAAAAGACCGAGGACGUAGAGAAGCCCAAGGAGUCCGGCGAAGAGAGUGCUGAAGCGGAAGCCGAAGAGCGAAUUGACGCUUCCGAUUUCCAGUUUUCUCUCAACCCAGAUGUUUGCAGUGGCCAAGUCCCUCAGACAGAGGCUGAGAAGGAAGAAUUGGCAGCUGAUGAAGAGGACGUUCGAAAUGCCUGCAAACAUCUACGUGAGUCGGCAAUCCCUGAUUUCGUCAACGACAUCAAGGCUUCUGAUCUACCUUUCCCCAUGGAUGGCCAAUCCCUUACCAAGAUGAUGCACAAGCGCGGAAUCAACAUGCGAUAUCUUGGCACAAUUGUGUCGCUAUGCGAAGGACCUAGACUUUUGCGUCUACGGGACUUAUGCUUGCAGGAGACAAUUUCGAGGGCAUUCAAGCACGUUUCUAGCAAAUACCUGCGAUACUUGCCUAUCCCCCUUACCUCCGCCUGCAUUUCCCACCUUCUCAACUGUCUUCUCGGAUCCGAGUUCAACAAAAAUCCUACGGCUGAUAUUGAUGAGUCAAUGAAGGCUCUGUACCCCGAAGCCGACCUUGCUUUUGCAAAUGUCACACCAGAAACUCUUCGGCAAGAGAUCGAAGCUGAGGCAGUCCGUAGAUUCAAGGUAACGCUGGGCUCAGAUUGGUCCAGUCAGGUGAAGCACUUGCAACUCCUUCGCGAGAUAUCUUUGAAGCUUGGUUUCCAAUUACAAGCCAAGAACUUCCAGUUCACUAGCGAGCCCACCGCUUCUAGCACUGCAACAGCAACGAAUGGAGUUAAUGGCCACGUCAAUGGUGAAAACAAGAAGAAAAAGAAGAAGACAAGAGAUGGAUCCCCAUCUUCUGUUGCUUCUGUCGGCACACCGUGCACUUUCACUCCGGAUGAUGUCGUGAAUAUUGUUCCCAUCAUCAAGGACUCGGCACCGAAGAGUGCUAUCUCGGAAGAGGCAUUGGAAGGUGGUCGUCAUUCCAUCAUACAAAACAACAGGAAAAUCGGCCAGGAGCUAUUAUUGGAGAGCCUGACUCUCCACGAACAGAUCUACGGAAUUCUACACCCAGAAGUUGCGCGAGCCUAUUCAAGUCUAGCACAAAUCUAUUAUCAGCUGGAGGAGAAGGAGGCCGCUGUUGACUUGGCAAGAAAGGCCGUCAUAGUGUCAGAGCGAACCAUUGGUGUCGACUCUGCGGAGACGUUACUAUACUACCUCAACCUUGGGCUCUAUGUACAUGGAUCGGGCGACAGCAAGACAGCUCUUGCGUACGUCAAGCAUGCGCUUAAUUUGUGGAAGAUCAUCUACGGAUCCGAUCAUCCGGACUCUAUCACGACGCUAAACAAUGCGGCAGUCAUGCUACAGCAUAUGCAAGCUUACCACGAAUCCCGUAUCUGGUUCGAGCAGGCACUCGCUGUUUGCGAGCGCGUAAUGGGCAAGCAAUCUCUUCCCGCCGCCAGCCUCCUCUUCCAACUUGCUCAAGCGCUUGCCUUAGACAACGAAUCGAAGGCGGCCCUAGGCAAAAUGCGCGAGUGCUACAACAUAUUCCUGCAUCAGCUCGGCCCCGAUAACAACAAUACCAAGGAAGCCGAGACCUGGUUAGAGCAGCUGACACAGAAUGCCGUCGCCAUAGCUAAGCGAGACAAGGACGCUCAGGCGAGACGUCUACGAGCCGGAAUCCGGUUCCCACCUCGCCAUAUCGCACUCGGCGGCGGUAACGCAGCACAACCCACGGCCUUGAGCCGGCCUACUUCUGAUAAACCAGACGCCCGCAGUAUAGAUGACCUCAUCCAAUUCAUCGAGGGCAACAAUGCGCAGAAGAAGAGUACCAAGAAGCGCACUGGUCGAAGCGGGCCCAAGACCCGGGUAGGUGCCACUGCGGCGUAAGAGGCAUCAAGGCAACUCGAAUGAGGAUUACGAGAAAAGUGAGUUUUACACGAUGUGAACGCAAAUAGGGUCCAUAACUCGGGGGUACAGGGGAAUGGGAGAAGAAUGAAUGAAGAAUGAAAAAAGCCAACAAAUAAAUAAACGACUCUCCUCUGCAUCGCAUUUUCACGGGUUCGAGGCGUCUUCUAAGCAUGGGAGGAAAGGUUCGUCACGUUUCUCUCUCCCCCUCUCUCUUUGCGAGAGCGGGACUGGAUGGUCAGUGGUUGCAUAUGUAGAUGAUUCCCUUUGUUCUUUUGCUUAUUCUUCGGAGAAAAUAGCAAGUCGGGGAUCUUGCAUUGUACAUAUAUACACACAUGGGCAGGCAGCUGGGUAGGGAGAUAGGUAGGUUGGGUACGUACAUACCAUUCUUCUACUCUUCUUACACGGCUCUACGGCCGCGACGGUGAUGGAUGGAUGAAUGGGGAUGGGUAGCAAGCAAGUAAGCUCUGUGAUGUUCCUUAUGUUCCAAAAUCAGAAGACAGAGGGAAAAAACAAAAUACUCCAUUCCUGAACUCCUGAGUUCCUCCAUGAAGGGUGAAUGUAAUGUGUCAAUGAUCAUCACGUCAGGUUUCUCCUGAAGUGAACCUACCUAGGUACCUAAUGUACAGUAAUCAAGUCAGGCAAGCAAAUCACCAAUGUUUUCCGUUCUGAA
Hypoxylon fragiforme is the source of this 5008-nucleotide messenger RNA. RefSeq names its product clustered mitochondria-domain-containing protein. Gene Ontology annotation, molecular function: protein binding; mRNA binding. Lineage: Eukaryota; Fungi; Ascomycota; Sordariomycetes; Xylariales; Hypoxylaceae. Bases 403 to 4317 code for a protein of 1304 amino acids. Gene Ontology annotation, cellular component: cytoplasm. The record is from RefSeq and is a predicted model, not a curated record. The transcript is spliced from 4 exons. Gene Ontology annotation, biological process: intracellular distribution of mitochondria.